This is a messenger RNA of Kogia breviceps (pygmy sperm whale), 9509 nucleotides long. Lineage: Eukaryota; Metazoa; Chordata; Mammalia; Artiodactyla; Physeteridae. The record is from RefSeq and is a predicted model, not a curated record.
ACGGCGCCGUCCUGGGAGCGAGCAGGCUGUGGUGAGGGGCGGCGGAGACCGGAGAUGUUUUCGAGCCCGGCCUUGGCGGCGUUCGCGGCGGCGGCGAAGACCACGACAGCGACGGCGGCGCCGAGGCCCUCGUUCCGGGGGUAGACCCUCCCGCGCCGGCCGUGCCUCGGGUCCGUGCGGGCGAGGGGGGCGUGGCGACAGGCGAGGAGGAAGGAGGGGCGCGGUUUCAAGCCCCGGCCCCGGAGCCCGGGAGGAGCCCCUCAGUCGCGCCCGCUCUCGUCCCCUCCCCCGAGCGAGAUCCAGGAUGAGAAGACUGAUAAAAGAAGAAGCUAGUUGAACAGCUAUAAGAUGCCCAAAUCUGGGUUCACAAAACCAGUUCAGAGUGAAAAUUCUGACAGUGACAGCAAUAUGGUAGAAAAACCAUAUGGAAGAAAGAGUAAAGACAAGAUUGCAUCCUAUAGCAAAACUCCAAAAAUUGAUCGGAGUGAUGUGGGCAAGGAGAUGAAAGAGAAAUCGUCCAUGAAACGGAAACUUCCUUUUACCAUCAGCCCAUCAAGAAAUGAAGAACGAGAUUCAGACACAGAUUCAGAUCCAGGACAUACAAGUGAAAAUUGGGGGGAGAGACUUAUGUCUUCUUACAGGACAUACUCAGAGAAAGAAGGUCCAGAAAAGAAGAAAACAAAAAAGGAAGCUGGGAAUAAGAAGUCCACUCCAGUUAGCAUUCUUUUUGGUUAUCCACUCUCAGAGCGAAAGCAGAUGGCACUUCUUAUGCAGAUGACAGCAAGAGACAACAGUCCAGAUUCCACACCAAAUCAUCCAUCACAAACAACACCAGCCCAAAAGAAAACUCCCAGUUCUUCAUCUCGACAGAAAGAUAAAGUUAAUAAAAGAAAUGAACGUGGUGAAACUCCUUUACACAUGGCAGCUAUUCGAGGAGAUGUAAAACAAGUCAAAGAAUUAAUAAGUUUAGGGGCAAAUGUGAAUGUGAAAGAUUUUGCAGGUUGGACACCACUGCAUGAAGCUUGCAAUGUUGGAUAUUAUGAUGUUGCUAAGAUACUUAUAGCAGCUGGAGCAGAUGUUAACACACAAGGAUUAGAUGACGACACUCCACUCCAUGAUUCUGCUAGUAGUGGGCACAGAGAUAUAGUGAAACUGCUACUUCGUCAUGGUGGAAAUCCAUUUCAAGCUAAUAAACAUGGGGAGCGUCCAGUGGAUGUAGCAGAAACAGAGGAGUUGGAAUUGCUGCUAAAAAGAGAGGUGCCUUUAUCUGAUGAUGAUGAGAGUUACACAGAUUCUGAAGAGGCUCGGUCUGUAAAUCCUUCCAGUGUUGAUGAAAAUAUUGACUCUGAGACAGAGAAAGACUCUCUCAUCUGUGAAAGUAAACAAAUAGUUCCCAGUAAAGCAGCUCUUCCAUGUGCCCUUGAUGAGUAUGAGUUCAAAGAUGACGAGGAGGAAGCAGUAAACAAGAUGAUCGAUGGCAGGCGCAUUCUUAGGAAAGAGCUGAGAAGAGAGAACGAGGCUCAAGUAGAAAAGAGUAGCUUAUUUGCAAAACAGGAAAAAGCUUUCUAUCCUAAAUCAUUUAAAAGUAAAAAACAAAAGCCAUCUAGGGUUUUGUAUUCAAGUUCUGAAAGUUCCGAUGAAGAAAUUCUUCAGAACAAAAAGUGUUCUGCUCCAUGUUCUGUCCCUGAAACUUCGAAUUCUGAUAUACAGACCAGAAAGGAAUAUGGAGUUUCAAAUGAACACAAACAGAAAGGGAAAGUUAAAAGAAAAUUAAAGAACCAGAACAAAAAUAAAGAGAACCAAGAGCUGAAGCAAGAAAAAGAGGGGAAAGAAAAUACCAGAGUAACAAACUUGACAGUUAAUACUGCACUAGAUUGUUCAGAAAAGACCAGAGAGGAGGGGAAUUUUAGGAAAUCUUUUAGCCCAAAAGAUGAUACUUCAUUACAUUUAUUUCAUAUUUCCACUGGUAAAUCUCCCAAACAUUCUUGUGGACUCAGUGAAAAGCAGUCAACACCACUAAAACAAGAACAUUCUAAGACGUGUUUAUCACCAGGAAGUUCUGAAAUGUCAUUACAGCCUGAUCUUGUUCGGUAUGAUAAUAUAGAAUCUGAAUUCUUGCCAGAAAGUUCAAGUGUAAAAUCUUGUAAGCAUAAGGAAAAAAACAAACAUCAGAAAGAUUUCCACUUAGAAUUUGGUGAAAAGUCAAAUGCCAAAAUAAAGGAUGAAGAUCACAGUCCAACAUUUGAAAAUUCAGAUUGCACACUGAAAAAAAUGGAUAAAGAGGGUAAAACAUUAAAAAAACAUAAAUUAAAACAUAAAGAAAGGGAAAAAGAAAAGCAUAAAAAAGAAAUCGAAGGUGAAAAGGAAAAAUACAAAAAUAGGGAUGGUGCUAAAGAGCUGCAGCGGAGUGUGGAAUUUGAUAGAGAAUUUUGGAAAGAGAAUUUUUUUAAAAGUGAUGAAACUGAAGAUCUAUUUUUAAGUAUGGAACAUGAGUCCCUAACAGAAAAAAAAUCAAAGUUGGAGAAAAGCAUGAAAGAUGAUAAAUCAACCAAGGAAAAGCAUGUCUCCAAAGAGAGGAACUUUAAAGAAGAACGAGAAAAGAUUAAAAAGGAAAGUGAGAAAUCUUUUAGGGAGGAAAAAUUAAGAGAUUUGAAAGAUGAGAGAGAGAAUGUACCAACUGAUAAAGAAACAGAAUUCAGUUCUUUAGGUAUAAGUGCCAGUGAAGAGUCUAUAGGGUUACAUUCAGUGGAAAAGGAAAUAGAAAUUGAAAAACAAGAAAAGCAUAUGAAAGAAAGUAAGGAUAAAUCUGAGAAACGGUUUCAAAGUAAAGAAAAGGAUGUUGAGAAGCCUGAAAGAAAAAAUUCUGAAAAAGAGAAGAAGAUAAAACAUGAGCAUAAGUCAGAGAAAGACAGAUUAGAUCCUAGUGAAUGUGUUGACAGAAUAAAAGAGAAAGACAAGCUAUAUUCACAUCACACAGAAAAAUGCCAUAAAGAAGGAGAGAAGAUAAAAAACAUUACUACCGUUAAAAAAACUGAUGACAGAGAGAAAAGUAGAGAAAAGAUAGAUAGAAAACAUGACAAAGAAAAACUUGAAAAAGAGAGACAUCCUGCAGAGAGCAAAGAGAAGCACUUGAUGGAAAAAAAAAACAAACAAUCAGAUAAUACUGAGUAUACUAAAUCAGAAAAAACCAAAAAUAAAGAAAAAGAUAGGGAGGUAGAGAAAAAGGAAAAAUCUAGAGAUAAUGUAAAUAUAACUAACUCCAAACAUUUCCAGGAAGAGAGGAGGUCAAGUAUAGCAGACAGCAAUAAAGCACAACAUGAAAAAACUUUCUCUCUUAAAGAAAAAACAAAAGAUGAGCCUUUGAGAACUCCUGAUGGAAAAGAAAAAGACAAAAAAGAUAUAGACAGAUACAAAGAACGAGACAAACACAAGGAUAAAGUUCAACUAAGUAGUUCACUCAAAGUAAAAUCCGAAGCAGAUAAGCCUAAACCUAAGUCAUCACCAGCAUCGAAAGAUACUCGACCCAAAGAAAAGAGGCUGGUGAAUGAUGACUUAAUGCAGACCAGCUUUGAAAGGAUGCUUAGCCUUAAAGACCUAGAAAUAGAACAGUGGCACAGAAAACACAAGGAAAAGAUUAAGCAAAAAGAAAAGGAACGGUUGAGAAAUCGUAAUUGUUUAGAACUUAAAGUAAAAGAUAAAGAAAAAACAAAGCAUGUACCAGCCGAGUCCAAAAAUAAAGAACUUACUAGGUCGAAGAGUUCAGAGUUGACUGAUGCUUAUACCAAGGAGAAACGUUGCAAAGAUGCUGUAAGUAACAGGUCACAAUCUGUUGACACCAAAAAUACAGUGAAUUUAGGCAAGUCAUCCUUUGUUUCAGAUAAUAGCUUAAACAGAUCUCCUAGAUCAGAAAGUGAAAAGCCAGGUCUCAGCUCCAGGUCUGUGUCCAUGAUUUCGGUGGCUAGCUCUGAAGAUUCUUGCCACACUACAGUGACAACCCCAAGGCUUCCAGUGGAGUAUGACUCAGACUUUAUGUUAGAGGGUUCAGAUUCCCAAAUGUCCUUUUCCCAGUCACCGUUUUUGUCAAUUGCCAAAUCUCCUGCCCUUCAUGAAAGGGAGUCAGAUAGCCUGGCUGAACUACCAGAGCGCAUUAAAGCGUCAUAUACAAGCAGACUUCCAACAGCCCAUCUCCGGUCCUCCUCGGUAGAAGAUGCUAAGCUAGUUAUAAAUGAGGGGAGACCAACUGCAGAAGUUCGAAGAUGUAGCAUGCCAUCUGUCAUUUGCGAACAUACAAAACACUUCCAAACAAUAUCAGAAGAAAGCAGUCAAGAUGGCUUAGUUGUGCCAAGAGAUGCUUGUCCUUCUCCCAAACCUGAGGUACCCUCGGAUGUGCCUGAAAGAGAACAUUCAAGUGCGUCCAACACACAUUCCAGUUUUGCAGCAUCUCCAACUAGAUCUGUAAACAGCAAACAUACUUCUGCUGAUACAAAUGGUAUCAAGAGCACUGCUUCAGUGGGCACUUUGAUGGACAGUCCUGUGUAUCUAGAGCCGUCUAGUCAGGUUGGUGUGAUCCAAAGUAAAUCAUGGGAAAUACCUGUUGAUAGACGGGAGUCAUUGAGCGCCAGUGACUUCAUCUGCCCCAAUUCUACUACACCUGAUCAAGAUUCCUCUGUUCAGGGUUUUUGUAAUUCUGAAAACAAAAUAUUGAAAGAACAGAAUAUUGAUUUUGUAUCCUUGCACCAGACUGAAUUGCCAGGAAACACUUGUGCUCAGGAUCUAGCAUCCUUUCUCCCUUCACAGCAGCCUUGCUCUUUUCACAGCCAAUCACUUUCAGAUGCUGAAUCUAUUUCUAAGCAUAGAUCUUUGUCAUAUGUUGCCAAUCAAGAGUCAGGUAUUUUACAACAGAAAAAUGCAAUUCAAAUUAUUAAUUCUGUUUUAGAUACUGAUAAUGAAUCUACAAAAGAUAUGGAGAAUACUUUUAUCCUAGCAGAUGUUCAAAAGACAGAUGCCUUUGUUCCAGUGUUCUCUGAAAGCACUGUUCAAGAAACAGCACCGAAUUUUGAGAAAGCUAAUACUUUGCCUGUAUUACCAUCAGAAAAGGACUUUAAUGGAAGUGAUGCCUCUUCCCAGCCAAAUACACAUUAUGCAUUUAGCAAACUAAUGUAUAAGUCUUCCAGUGGCCAUGAGGCUGAAAAUCGUACUUCUGAUAUUCAGGUUAUUUCACAUGAAAAAGAAAACAAACUGGAGAGUUUGGUUUUGACUCAUUUGAAUGAUAAGUGUGAUUCUGAUUUAUGUGAAAUGAAUGCAGGGUUGCCAAAAGGAAACCUGAAUGAACAGGAUAAUCCAAAACAUUGUCCUGAAAGUGAAAAGUGUUUGCUUUCCAUAGAGGAUGAAGAAUCACAACAGAGCACUUUAUCGAGUCUGGAAAACCAUUCACAACAACCACCUCAACCAGAAAUGCACAGAUAUGGACACUUAGUUAAAGUAGAAUUAGAAGAAAGUGCUGAAGAUGAUAAAACUGAAAACCAAAUUCCUCAAAGGAUGACUAGAAACAAAGCAAAUACAAUAGCAAAUCAAAGCAAACAGAUUCUUGCCACCUGUACACUAUUAGCAGACAAAGACACCGAGUCUUCAUCUCCUAGAGGAAGAAUAAGAUUAACUGAGGAGGAUGAUCCUCAGAUUCACCACCCACGGAAAAGGAAAGUGUCACGUGUGCCUCAGCCUGUGCAAGCAAGUCCCUCUUUACUGCAAGCAAAAGAGAAAACUCAGCAGUCUCUGGCAGCCAUCGUGGACUCUCUGAAACUAGACGAGAUCCAGCCGUACAGUUCAGAGAGAGCAAAUCCGUAUUUUGAAUACUUGCACAUAAGGAAAAAAAUCGAAGAAAAACGCAAAUUGUUGUGUAGUGUUAUCCCUCAGGCACCUCAGUAUUAUGAUGAAUAUGUAACAUUUAAUGGAUCGUAUCUCCUGGAUGGAAACCCCUUAAGCAAGAUCUGCAUCCCCACAAUUACACCACCACCUUCCCUGUCAGAUCCACUUAAAGAGCUUUUUCGACAACAGGAAGUUGUAAGGAUGAAACUUCGUUUGCAACACAGUAUUGAAAGGGAAAAACUCAUUGUAUCCAAUGAACAGGAAGUUCUUCGGGUUCAUUACAGAGCUGCAAGAACACUGGCAAAUCAGACACUGCCAUUCAGCGCAUGCACUGUUCUCCUGGAUGCAGAAGUGUACAGCGUGCCACUGGACGCCCAGUCUGAUGACAGUAAAACUUCUGUGAGGGAUCGUUUUAAUGCAAGACAAUUCAUGUCUUGGUUACAAGAUGUGGAUGAUAAAUUUGACAAAUUAAAGACCUGUCUUUUAAUGAGGCAACAACAUGAAGCUGCAGCUUUAAAUGCCGUCCAGAGGUUAGAAUGGCAGCUCAAACUCCAGGAACUUGAUCCUGCCACCUAUAAAUCUAUCAGCAUUUAUGAAAUUCAGGAGUUUUACGUUCCCCUUGUUGAUGUGAAUGAUGACUUUGAAUUGACUCCUAUAUAGCAGCCGUCACUUCCUGGUGGUGGUAAUCUAAAUGGAUGAGGCUUAAGAGUAUUAUACUGUGGAAUACUGCCUUUUGACAAAAAUAUAUUAUGCCUUCACAGCUAUUAGUAAAGUUCAACUAAAGUUGGUGAUGUAGUAAACACUGUCAUUUUAUUAAAAAUGAAAAAAAUUAUUUUGGAUCUUACAUCCAAGCAGUUUCUAACUGAAAACUAUUAUUUAUAUUGGUGAAAGGUGACUAUCGCAUUGGAGCACGUUGGCAGACAAGGUAGAUGUUUAGGGAGCUGAGGAUCUGCUAAUGGCGCUGGAAGCUGUUAGUGCUCUACAUACGAGGUGACCAUGGGUGUUGAGGUUCUGUCAAGUUCUACUAAAACAGAUCAGCAAACUAAAAGGCUCAAUUCCUACCAAAUAGUUUCUAAUGUGGAAGGAAAACUUGGCACAAAAUUUCUUCUGUUUAUUAUAUCUGUAAGUUAAUUGUACAGCUUUCUUUUUGAAAGUUUUAAUAUUGUCUUCCUUUUUAAUAACUUAUUUUAUACAUAUUGUGCAGAUGUAAAUCUUGUAAUUAAUGGUCAAAAUGUAUACAAAGGGAUUGGUAGUCAAAACAUAUACAAAGAAAUAAUUGUAAAACUGUUUUGUCUAAUGUUUAAGGACCAAAGUUGUAGUUUGUAUGGUAUGGAGUGUAGUGAUAGUGUGUUGAGGUAGCAGGACUUUUAAAUAAGGCAUGCGUGUCUGAGUUAGCUUGUUUCCAUCACAGAACUGUAGAGACUGUGACUUAGCCAUACUGCAUGCUUCCUAUAAUUUAAUUCUCUCCAUAGCGAUGCCUGACGGUAGUGUUAAGGUGUUUCAUACCAGUCUCCCAGGAUAGUACCUAUGACUUACUAUGUUGGACAUUUUAUUUAGAAUUAGUCAUGCAAAGAAACAGCUCUUUUUUCAUCUCACGAUAGAGCCUAUUCUCCUCUUCCCCCAAAAAAUGCCUUUGAAUGAAAAUUCUGAAAUUGUAUAUGUCUAUUUUAAUACUCAAAUAUGAAAGAAUCUGUGAAUAUAUGUAAAUAUGUUUAAUAAAUUUUAUUGGUCAUGUUAAAUCAUUGUAAAACUUUUUUACAUUGCUUAAAUAUAAUGUUUUAAGCUUAAUAACCUUUGCACUUUUAAAAUAACAACUGAGUAUUCAAAAAAGAGAUAUUUGGUAGUUAAAAUAGGUAAAAGAAAUGGGCAUAUUCUGAUCGAUCUCUGCAAUGUUUAUGAAAUAUUGAUUAAUAUGUUGUAUUUCUUCCUUGUAUCAAGAUGCAAAACAUAUAAUUUUCAGAAUUUUAUAAUUAAAAUAAGAUUUGGUAUGCUGUUUUUAAUAAAAUAAUUAGCAAUAUACUUAGAAAAAGUCCAGUUUCUCCUGUAACGUGAUGUAAAUUAAAUAUUCAGGAAUAUUUCAGAUCUGAAACCUGCUGUUAAACUUACUAAACAUUUUUGGAAAGAAAAUAGGUUAUAUGUAAAAUUGAUCAUAAGUAUAUGAGAAAAUUUACAGAACUUUCCACAAUACUUUCUUGAAUUAUAAAAUAAUACCGGGUGUUUUUUAUUCUGAUAGAGAAAAGUGAAAAGAAUAUAUGAGGAAUAAAGUGAUUUAAAUUCAGCUUGCAAGUUGGAAAUCCCAGCUAGUGGGGAAGAAUGUAAAAUUGAAGUUUUUGAGUGCAAAGGUAUAUAUUAAGCUUAGGGAUUUUUGAAUUUUUACAUCAGUUUAUAUUUUAAUUGAUACUGUACUUGGCAUGCGCAAUAAAGCAGCACGUGUGAAAAAUACACAGUGCAAGGACUUUAUUAUAAAGAUUGGAUGUAGUAGUCUUUAGAAAUUUAGAUGAAAGAUUUUGGCCUUUUUUAUUGGAUAAAUGGGGCCAAAGGCAGGGUAGAUUUUGAAGCACUGGUUUUGUUGAAGUUAAGUUUAUUAAGGCUGGGAACAUUAAAAACUAAUUUAUAAAAGCAAUACUUUUUAAUAUGAAAAACUUAACGCAAAUUUUGUUUAUACUUUUGCCUAAAAAUAAAAAAACAGAUUAUUGAGCAUUGAAAUCAUAGCAAAUAAGAGAAGGGUAAGUUUAUACAGCAUUUUGUUCUGAUGGUUCAACCAGAGAAGGGAGGCGGAAAAAAUAUCACUGUUUGGCCAAACAGAACAAGCUGGAGAAGAGAAAAACCAAGCAAGCAGAAAUGUGGCAUAUUUUAGUCAUCCCAGCUUUUUAGUACUAACCACAGUUCUCACCCUCUUCAGUGGUACCUCAAGUUGCUGGAGCCUGUCUGCCAUGAUGCUGCUUCUGCCGAUUCCCUUUGUAAAGUGACUCAUUCGAAGCUAAUCGGGAUAGCUUAAAAAAAAAAAAAAAAGUGAAUGCCUUCUCCACGGGAAUUUAUACUUAAGUAAGUAAGUUAAGGGCUCUUGAUAUUAAAGAUUAUUCUGAAGCUCUAAAAUGCUAGAAAAAACUUGGAAUGAGGUAUAUGCCUAAAAAGAUACAGGAUUCUGAAAGAGAAAUAAAGGAUGGUUAGUUUAAUCAGUGAUUUUUUUUUAACUAUUCAAAUAUCAUGAACAAGAUACUAAAUUGUACCUAAGGAUUUGUAUUUCUUUAAAUCUUGUUCUAAAUCAUAUCUGUUUAAUAAAUGACUAGAUACUUGUGCAUGUUAUUUAAUAAAGAGAUAUAUUUUUAUAGAAAAAAUAAGAGUGAAAUGUGUUAAGUGUUUUUUUUAAAUUUUCCGCUCCCACGUGACUCCAAGCCCAACACCAGUGUUUAGUUGGGCAGCAGGCAAAAUUGCAAACUACUCAUUUUGGGGAAACAGCCUCUGAAGAAUUAGCCUUUUGAGCUCAAGUCUAUUCAGGAAUGAGGUCUCGAAAAUGAAUUUUAAGUAUUAGACAUGCUGCAGAUUUAACUGUAAAAAUCUCAAGCAAAGAUCCCCUGAAGCUCAUUUUAACAGACUGAGGAAUUAGAGUUAUUCUAGAAAUUGAGCAAUGCUAAAUACGUAUU